UCCGUAGUAUGGCUGCCGAUAGUCUUAUUGGCAAAACAUUUAUUAACCUAGAACUAUUUCUACACAAGGUUGCACAGCUUGGUGUAUUUGAAGCGCUCAUUUUUAAUUACAAACUGAAAGUCGGCGUUUUGGAACCUGCUAGUAAUCUUUUUAAGCCUAUUGUCAACGAGCUUAUAAACGAAUUGCAGUUGGUGAUUCAGGAGCAGGCCCUUGGACCAUACAGUCAACCUGCAGUAACAUCGCCUCAAAAUUUAAAUGGUGUUAGGAUUGAAACGUGUAGCAGCAAUGAAGAAGGGAAGACUGAUACCACUAGAACCAACGAGUCCGUCGUCUUAUCAUUUUGUGAAAUUGAUUACUCAACAAAAGACAUUCAGAACCUAACAUCUCUUCAUAAUGUGAACGAAGCAGAUUCAACAAACCAUGAAACACCCUCUAACUUUCAGGACGGGGAUGGGACUGGGAAUGAGGGUGUAGUGGCAGAGAAUAUCGACAGCCCAAAAGAGAAUGUCAAAGCCUGUAAAACAUUACGCCGAAAGCAAAAAGAUGAGCCCUGCUGCAAAACAGAAAAUGACGUUAUAGGGAAAAGCUCUCAUAUGCAAGACACCGGCAACAAUGAUUCUAGAAGCAGAUUUUUCAUGUGUCCAGUAUGCAACAGGAAAUUUCUCAAGGAAAGUCGAUUGGCAGCACAUUUAUCGAAGUGUGGCAAGGCAAAGGGCAAGGCAGAAACGAGGUUUUGUGAAUAUUGUGACAUGGGAUUUUCUUCACAACGUGUGUUAAAUUUACAUAUUGAAAGGAUUCAUAAACUGCCUUUGGCAUCAACUGAAUCUGCUUCUACCGCUGGAGAUACAAUAUCUCUUAAGGAUGAUUUUCCAGAUGAUUUACCAUUCUUCUGCUGUGUUGUGUGUCAGUCUGCUUACAAGUCUGUAUCUGAUUUUGUGACCCACGCAUGCAAGGACGCCAGUCUCAAACUAGGACGAGAGGCAGUAGCAAGUGCUGAACACCUGAGACAGCUUCGUAAAUUUCUUUGUGGCCUUUGCCGAGAAGAAUUCAGAAGUUUGGCUCGAACAUUGUACCAUCUGGCACGCUGUUCUGGUGGCCCAUAUCGCUGUGAGCUCUGCCCAAACAAGUAUGAUUAUCCACGUGAACUCAACCAACAUAAAAGCAAGGCACACAGGGGUGCAAAUAGCUUUUUCUGUGAUGAGUGUGGUUUAAAUUUUAAGCUCAGAACAUCCUUGCAGAAACAUAAAGUAAAUCGUCAUGAGAGGCACGAGAGCCUUUUCACAUGCGAUGAAUGCUCGAAAACAUUUACGAAGAGAAUACAUCUAACUAGGCACAAAAUAUGUUUUCAUCGGUUUGAAAGGAAAUUCUUAUGCCAGGUGUGUGGCAAAAAAUUCUCAACCCACAGCAGUUUAAGUGCUCACUUGGACACACAUACAGAACUCAAGAGAUUUUCAUGUACCUUCUGCAGUCGCAAAUUCCGACAGAAAGAAAAACUGAAGUUCCACAUCAGAAUACAUACAGGAGAACGCCCUCACCUGUGCCAGACAUGUGGCAAAGGAUUCAUAAGAAAAUCAAAAUUGGAUGAUCACAUUCGGCGGCAUUUGGGAGAGAAACGAUACAGUUGUGAUCUUUGUCCCAAGUGCUAUGCCAGUAGUUGGGACCUUAAGUUGCAUCGGAAGAAAUGUCAUCCAGAGGUUGAGUCUUCAAAUCCCCCUAUUGAAGCUUCAGCAUCUACUGAAGCUCCUUCAGAACUGACACCAGUUGCUGACAUUGAUGAUCCAGAUGAGCCAUCACCAUUACCUGUUCCACUCUCUGUUGAAACUGUUGUACCACAGCAGCAAUCAGCAUCUAGUACACCUCCUGUGCUAGUACAGCUUGAUGGAGGACAUGCAGGCAUGUUGACAUUAACUGAUGCUGUACAGUUAGGCCCAUUGAUGGCAGCUGAUGGGACCACAGCAACUGGAGGACCAACUCUUGGAACAACUGCCCAGUUUGUGCAACCACCUCCUACAGAGGCCUUUGGACUUCAACCUGGACUGGUCUUUGUUCCAGCAACUUUUGAUGUUAGCAGUAUCACUUAUUGAUAACUUAUAAUAAGAAAUCUAGUUUUAUUGUGCACUGCUCCCAAUUGUAAGGCUUGUGAUUAGUAUAACAUUGACAGUGUUUGUAAUUCCUCAUAUAAGUGAUAACAUUUGAGUUGUCUGUAUAAUGUAGUGAUUGUGACUGUAGCAUUCCAUAUCAUCUCUGCUAAACAAAUAAUGAGUCAUAAAAUGAAAUAUUCAUUACUCAGCUGACACUAAA
Schistocerca serialis cubense is the source of this 2301-nucleotide messenger RNA. Its product is annotated as oocyte zinc finger protein XlCOF6-like. Gene Ontology annotation, biological process: regulation of transcription by RNA polymerase II. Bases 9 to 2084 code for a protein of 691 amino acids. Gene Ontology annotation, cellular component: nucleus. The transcript has 10 exons. Gene Ontology annotation, molecular function: DNA-binding transcription factor activity, RNA polymerase II-specific; RNA polymerase II transcription regulatory region sequence-specific DNA binding. NCBI's taxonomy places the organism in Eukaryota, Metazoa, Arthropoda, Insecta, Orthoptera, Acrididae. The record is from RefSeq and is a predicted model, not a curated record.